Xyrauchen texanus (razorback sucker) is the source of this 3072-nucleotide messenger RNA. RefSeq names its product solute carrier family 2 member 11a (gene slc2a11a). The record is from RefSeq and is a predicted model, not a curated record. The transcript is spliced from 12 exons. The coding region runs from base 474 to 2006 and encodes 510 amino acids. Gene Ontology annotation, cellular component: membrane. Gene Ontology annotation, molecular function: hexose transmembrane transporter activity. Gene Ontology annotation, biological process: monosaccharide transmembrane transport. Lineage: Eukaryota; Metazoa; Chordata; Actinopteri; Cypriniformes; Catostomidae.
CAGAUGAUUAACAAUGUUUCAUAACAGUUUAACAUUUCGAUUCAGUUAAGAUUUAGCAAACCUAAGUUGGUUAGUAAUAUAAAAUCACCAUAAAUACGUUUCCAUUGCACAGUAGAUCCAAUACGAUUACUGCAUGCGGAAGUCGGACAGGUGGAGUUAAUAUUUUAUAACUUAUUUCUUGAAUGAAAGCGGAUAUUAAUUUCGGAGGAAAAGUGCAAGAAAACCAGACUGAGUAGACGGAUUUUUCAGUCUUUUUCAGCAGUGUUUUAUCUAGUCAGCGAGUGGUCAGUUACACACGGUGAGGGUCGUGCUUGACCGAUUUAAAUGAUAAAGCUAUUUAUUACCUGUAUGAGGAGGACUCGUGUCUCUCUGCAUCCUUAAUAUCUCAGUUCAUGCCGUGCAAUAAAGCCUGAUAGCUCCCUACUCUCUUUAUUCUAUUUCAACCUUUCAACAAGUAUUUUUCUUGAGGCAGUAUGGGCACAUACAAAGAGGAAAUAAGAAAAACUUCAACGGAUAAGGGCCAUACACGCACUCUGGCAUUAAUGGUGACAUCCACAGCUAUUGGAGGAACACUACAAUAUGGAUACAACCUGGCCAUAAUGAAUGCACCAACUGUUUUCAUUCAAAACUUCCUCAAUGAGACAUUUCUGGAGCGAUGGGGAAUGCAGUUAGAGGUUUAUGAGAUAACACUGAUAUGGACUUUUAUAGUUUCCAUCUUCUCAUUGGGCGGUUUUAUUGGGGCCUUGGUAGCAGGGCCAAUGUCUAUCCGUUUUGGGAGGAAGAAGACUAUGUUGCUGAACAAUAUUUUCUUAAUGCCAGGUUCACUAUUAGCAUUGCUGAGCCGAACUGCCAAGUCUUUUGAGAUGAUUAUCAUCUCCAGAUUUCUGGUUGGCAUAAAUGCAGGCAUUAGUAUGAAUGUACAGCCCAUGUAUUUUGGUGAGAGUGCUCCAAAGCACUUAAGAGGGGCUGUGUCCCUCUCCUCAGCUGUCUUCACCUCAUUUGGUGUGGUAUUGGGACAGGUGGUAGGUUUGAGGGAGCUGUUAGGUUGUGAGUCAUGUUGGCAAUACUUAUUGGCCAGUAACGCUAUCCCAGGCUUUAUUCAACUCCUCACCUUGCCCUGGUUUCCAGAGAGUCCCCGCUAUCUCCUCAUUGACUGUUCGGACAAAGAUGCCUGCUUGCAGGCACUGCGGUGUCUACGUGGCUGUGAUGUGCAGAGAGAAGAGCUGGACGAAAUUCUGCAGGAACAGGAUGAAACCAAGGGAGAGCAAGCCAAACAGCCAUGGGAACUUCUUACUGACCGCAGCCUUCGUUGGCAGCUAAUUUCUGUGGCAGUCCUGAGCAGUGCCAUGCAACUGUGUGGCAAUGAUUCGAUUUACUUCUAUGCAUCGUAUGUAUUCCAAGAAGCAGGUAUAUCUGCUGGAAUUAUCCAGUAUGUGACCAUUGGUACUGGCAUGUGUGAAUUCACCGCCUGCAUUCUGUGUAACUUGUUGAUUGAAAAGAUCGGUAGGAAGCUGAUGUUAAUGGGCGGCUAUGUUCUCAUGACAGGAUGGGCUAUAGUCUUUACUGUGGCUCUUUCGCUUCAGAAUAUAAUUCACUGGAUGCCCUACUUGAGCAUGGCUUGUAUCUUCACAUACAUUCUCAGCUUUGGCAUGGGACCAGCUGGGGUGACUGUAAUCCUCCCUACGGAGAUUUUUAACCAGACAGCACGUCCUGCUGCCUACAUGAUUGCUGGUUCUUUAAUGUGGCUGAACCUCUUCACUAUCGGGAUGAUCUUCCCAUUCCUUGUGAGUGGUCUAGGACAGUAUUGCUUUGUGCCAUUUGGGGCUGUAUGCCUCCUAUCUGCUUUGUAUAUUCAGUUGGUUCUACCAGAAACCAAAGGAAAGACCCUACCGAUGAUCACUAAAGAGUUUUACCUGCUCAACUACCGUGAACAAGAGGAGAUGGAUCCAGAGCGAAAACAAGCACAUUACCAAUUAGGGGAAAUCUGCCAUUCCACUGCCUUAUAGAAGUGGCUUGUCUAGUGCGUUAAAUAUUUUCAUCAGCUAAAUGUACGUAUUCUGGGGGAAAAUGCCUUUCUUCACUCACAUUGCCUGCCUAUUAAAUAUUAUUUUCCACAUAACAAGACUUUUACCUGGUUGAUUUUUCUCUUUGUAAAUACUUUUUUAGUUUUGUCAGCACAUUUGAUACAGCAGAUUAGUUCAGAUUAUACUGAAGUAGGCUGAUUUAGCUGUAACAUGCUAUUAGUGUGCAAAUAUUAAAGCCUGGUAGGUCAAUGUGACACAGCAACAUUUUUUGCCGUAACCCUAUUGCUUUUCUAUGGCAACAGAGAGCUUUAGUUCACAGUAAGCAUGUGGUUCUGACUGUUUUUAGAACAGAUUAAGAAAGCUAUGCUCCAAAACCUAUUGUUGCAUAUUUCUGCAUAACUGUCUGAGCAAAUAGGCAAACAUUUUUAGAAAAGUCUUGGCUACUUAUUAUCAGAAAAGACCUCAAACUAUUGUUUGACAGAUCCCGAGAGUUAAGUUAUACAGUAGUUUCUGUACUAUGUAGAUACUGAACUGUACUGAUAAAGGCCUAGAUGGGAAAAUUCUAAAUGUUAAUUAAGUUGAAAACACUUAAAUACCAAAUAAAGAUUUAUGACCAUAGUGAAAUGAAUUAGUUUAUGGAUUUUCAAAAUGUUUCACAAAUGUUGUAAUUUCACUUGUUUUAUUUUGGUCAUAAAUAUAUGUUCUACAAAACAAUUGUUUUCACUAAAUUUUAUAUACUUUUAUUUUUUAUGUUGAUUAUUUUAAAACCUCACCAAAAUGCUCCACAAACCUUUGCAGUUUGGUCUAGUUUUUGUCUGUAGUAAAAAUAUUUAGAUUGAUUUUGCUGCAUUUUUUAUACAGCGUCAACCACAAACAACACAUUAUAUACUAUAAUAAGAGCACUCGAUUCCCUUGAAUAACCUGAUUUUUUGCCAUGUUCAUCUGGUCAUCCUAGUUGUAAUGAAACCACCAUAUCAAAAGUUGGCAUCAAAUGAGAUAAAUAUUGUAUAAACAAAUCCAGCACCCAGUAAUUAAAUAAAAUAUUGAG